CUGCACUGAUAGCUCAGUGUAGAGAUCUACAGUCGCACACAGAUCACAUCUGGAAGUGAGAAGCUGCUGUCGUCCAGUGAUUAGCCUUCUGUUACUCUGCAGUCAUGUUGCUGUUACUUGCUGCCAUUUUUCUUCUCCACAUCGCCUGCAUCUGUCUUCUGCUGACCGCCACCAUCCAUAACGCCUGGUGGAUGAACAACGAUCUGUCCACUGAUAUUUGGUCUCGCUGGACUCUGAGUGGUGGAAACUGGAACAACACUGAGAUUCCUGCUCACUAUCCUAAAGAUUAUCUGCAGGCGGUCCAGGCCAGCUCUGUGCUCGCGUGCAUCUUCUGCAUCCUGGGCCUGUUCGUGUUCGUGGCUCAGCUCUACGCACUACCUAAAGGAAGACGCUUCCUGUUCACUGGAGCCUUCCAGCUGCUGGCCUGGCUGUGCAUCAUGAUCGCGGCCUCCAUCUACACAGACAUCUUCCAUAAACAGGAUUCGGGCUGGUACGGAGCCUCCUUCAUCCUGGCCUGGAUCUCCGUCUGCCUCACCUUCAUCUCCAGCAUCACCUACUGCAUCCUGCGCAAGAAGACGGCGUGAAGAACACACACACACACACACACACACACACAAGCAGAUGUUUAAACACUCAAGCUGUUGAUCAUCCUCUGAUCUCAGAACUGCUCAGGUCGGCCUCCAGUGUCUCAAAGCGUCUGUAGAUCAACAUAUCUUAUCCAUUAUAUACAGCUGAAUGUAAUCUUAGUGUUUAAAUCUGUCAUUGUUUUGUUGUAAAUGUAAUGUCUAGUCAUUGCUUCGGGCUGUUUCACGCUCAUCUGACACGAUGAGCCCCAUCGAGCUUGUUACGGGUGAUUCUUCAUUAGACUACCUGAUGAUUUGUUUCUGUUCAAAUGUUUAUCACGUGUCCUGUACUAAUGAUCUGAUCCACCCAACAGUGGAUUUGGGCAAUUUACCCAUAUACAUGUUGGUCACUGCGAAAUAUCAUUACCGUCAUGACAUGAAAUAACAAUUUGAUUAUUAUGAUGUUGCUUUUUUUUAAAUUAAAUCACUUCACAACACAUAAGACCCAAGAUUUAGAGACAUUUUCACUGAUGAUGUGCACUGAGUUGGUAAUGAUCCUGUGUUUUAGUGAUCGAUUCUGGUCAUAAUUUAAGAAAUUCUGAAAGACAUAAGAUUUUUUUUUAAAUAAAUAAAUAAAUAAGACAUA
Onychostoma macrolepis is the source of this 1209-nucleotide messenger RNA. RefSeq names its product epithelial membrane protein 1-like. The transcript has 5 exons. Bases 105 to 584 code for a protein of 159 amino acids. The record is from RefSeq and is a predicted model, not a curated record. NCBI's taxonomy places the organism in Eukaryota, Metazoa, Chordata, Actinopteri, Cypriniformes, Cyprinidae. Gene Ontology annotation, cellular component: plasma membrane.